Heterobasidion irregulare TC 32-1 is the source of this 1155-nucleotide messenger RNA. RefSeq lists its product as uncharacterized. The coding region runs from base 1 to 1155 and encodes 384 amino acids. The record is from RefSeq and is a predicted model, not a curated record. Gene Ontology annotation, biological process: DNA integration. Lineage: Eukaryota; Fungi; Basidiomycota; Agaricomycetes; Russulales; Bondarzewiaceae. The transcript has a single exon. Gene Ontology annotation, molecular function: nucleic acid binding.
AUGAGGCAAGACAUUUCCUGGUUUGUUCGGACCUGUCACCUUUGCCAGAUUCGCCAGACUCGCAACGUCCUCAUUCCCCCGACUGUCGCCACGCCCGCACCACUCUUCGCGAAGAUGUAUAUGGAUACCAUGCACAUGCCGACCGCCGGUGGUUUCAAGUAUCUCGUGCAAGGCCGCUGUUCGGUAUCACACUACCCCGAAUUCCGCAUGCUGCGAUGCGAAACAAGCUCCGCACUCGCCGACUGGAUCUUCGAGGAUAUCCUGUGCCGAUGGGGAACACUGGUAGAGAUUGUCUCCGACAACGGACCGGCAUUCGUCAAGGCGCUCGACCAGCUAGCAAAGAAGUACUACGUUCGGCACAUUCGCAUUUCGGGCUACAAUUCCCGCGCCAACGGCAUCGCCGAACGACCUCACUUCGACGUUCGGCAGGCUCUGUUCAAAGCCGUUGAUGGAGACCAGGCCAAAUGGAAUCGUGCAGCUCAUUUCGUAUUCUGGGCUGAUCGUAUUACUGUUCGGCGCCGAAUGGGUUGCUCGCCAUACUUCGCAGCGACCGGAACCCAUCCCCUCCUUCCCCUCGACAUCGCCGAAGCCACCUAUCUUCUACCACCACCGACCACAGCCCUCAGCACCACCGACCUCAUUGCUCGACGUGCCAUCGCUUUGCAGAAACGACGAUCGGACCUCGCCCACCUUCGCAGCUCAGUAGUCGGCGCCCGUGUCCAGGCCGCCAUCCGAUUCGAACAACAGCAUUUGGCCACACUUCGCGACUUCAAUUUCCACCGAGGCUUGCUUGUCCUGAUGCGCAACACAGCCAUAGAAAAGGCGCUCAAUCGGAAGAUGCGUCCACGUUAUUUAGGACCUUUGCUAGUAAUUUCUAGGAAUCGGGGAGGAGCGUAUAUUUUGGCCGAACUCGAUGGAUCAGUCUUUGAUCGGCCAGUUGCAGCAUUCCGCGUUAUUCCUUAUUUUGCUCGCAGGUCUCUGAAGCUCGCCGACCUUGAAGCCCUCCUCGACAUCUCGCAGGAACGCCUUCGGGCCAUGGAAGAUUCCCGAUCGAGCGACGACGACGCCGAAGACGAUAGUGCCGAUGAAGAUACCGACACCAGCUCAGUCCGAUCGGCGGAGGACGACGAUGCGGCUUCGGCGACCUCCAACUAG